UCCGAGUGGACGUGUUUGUGGUGAGCUCCGCGGUAAUACAUCGAUUUUUAGUCGCGUUAGUGUGUGUGUGAUACUUGUGUGAGUGAAGUGAUAGUGUUAAAGAAAAUUUGUUAUGAUGGUGUAAAGGGUGCAACGGGGCGGUAAAGGGAUGUAAUCGGUGCCGUGAUUCAGCGACCAUGGCUCUGCUCUUCGGGGCGAUGGGGGUGCUUGCCCUAGCGAGUCGCACGGGUUGUACCGGCAAUGGGGUAGGCACAAAUGGCGUACCCGAAGCAGAUUAUACCGACAUGGAUCUAGGCCUGGCUCACCGCGGACCUCACUUCGACGUUGCUUACUCUAGAAAUGUUACAGCUUUAGUAGGCAAGACUGCGCAGUUAAAUUGCAGGGUCCAUGACCUUGGGAAUAGAACGGUAUCAUGGAUUAGACAUCGUGAUAUCCAUCUCCUUACAUCAGGCAGAAUGACGUAUACCUCAGACCAGAGGUUCAUUAGUGUUCAUAACCCACAUACUGAAGAUUGGAUACUAAAAAUAAGGUUCCCGCAGCGGCGCGACUCCGGCGUGUACGAGUGCCAAGUGGGCACCACGCCGCCCAUCGGACACCGCAUGUACCUCUCCGUUGUUGAGCCGCUGACGACGAUCCUGGGCGGGCCGGAGCUGUUCAUCAACACGGGCAGCACCAUCAACCUCACGUGCGUGGUGCAGCACUCGCCUGAGCCGCCGCCCGCCAUCCGCUGGACACACCACGACGAGGAGAUAAACUACGACUCCCCGCGCGGCGGCGUGUCGGUGAUCACGGAGAAGGGGGAGACGACGACGUCGCACCUGCUGGUGCAGAAGGCGCGCGCGCCCGACUCCGGCCGCUACACCUGCGCGCCCGCCAACGCCAACCCCAGAUCUGUCGUCGUCCACGUGCUCAGCGGAGAACAUCCCGCUGCAAUGCAACAUGGCGGACAACUCCGUCUGCAGUAUCCCGUCUCUGCGGUGCUCCUCAGCGUCUUAGUCACCUUAACUGGCUGCUAGUUACUGUGAAAUCAUCCUCUAGACAAAGUGGACAUUUUUAAAUCAUUAGCUACACAAAUAGAUUGAUUUGAAUUGUGAAGUCCAAAUGUUUCAUUUUGUUUUCCAUAGAUGGCACUGACGGCUGGUUUCUGAAAAUUUAAAUUUAUAGUUGAUCUAUGUUGAAUUUAUAGGCUAGAAUAUUUGAAUAUUUAUUACCUAUCAAAUGAAUAGAAAAAUCACUUAAAAUUGUCCCAAACAGUUAAUUUAUUAUUAUUAAAUUUGACUAUUUCAGAAACCGGGCGUAAGUAACUAAUAUUCGUAGUCUCUAGUUUUUGUAAAAUUUCAAUAUGAUUUUAAUCGAAAAUGUUAUUUGUACAAAAAUGUAAAAAAAUGUACAAAUUGCUCAAUGCUAAGAGAUUUAAAAUAGCAUUGCUUGUAUUUUCAAGUAAUUUCUUAAGUUUACUUAAUAAAUGUUAGUGUUGGUUUGAUUAUGCAAAAUUAAUGUAAUUUGUAAACCACGAAAAUGUAAUAUAGUUAAUUCAUUGAUAUAAAACUAGUUAAGACUUAUUUAAAACAAAGAAUUCAUUUGGGAAACUAAAAAGUAAACCAUAUAUCAAAAAAUAUUGGAACAUUGCAUAAAACGUAUCGGUAAACGUCGGCACAGUAUGUGCUGCUCUUCCAUACAUCUCUAUCAGCCGUCAUAU
Molecule: messenger RNA, 1699 nt
Organism: Papilio polytes (common Mormon)
Lineage: Eukaryota; Metazoa; Arthropoda; Insecta; Lepidoptera; Papilionidae
Product: protein amalgam-like
Exons: 8
Coding region: 177-1016 (279 amino acids)
Biological process (GO): synapse organization
Cellular component (GO): neuron projection membrane
Source: RefSeq, a predicted model, not a curated record